CCUGGCAGGAUGUUGAAUCAAUUAUCGAGAACGAUAUUGGUGUACUGUUUACAGUCUGCACAUAACGUUACUGAUGUGAAAAUGGCUGAUAAACAGCAACCUGGCCUUAAGAGUGGGAAAAUUGCAGCUGGUGCAGUUGUCUGUGUGGAAAGUGAGAUCAGAGGAGAUGUCACCAUAGGUGCUCGCACAGUGGUCCAUCCCAAAGCUCGCAUUAUUGCUGAAGCAGGACCUAUAAUAAUUGGUGAAGGGAACCUGAUAGAGGAGCAGGCUCUCAUUAUUAACAGUUAUCCUGAGAAUAUCAUGCCAGAGUCUGUUGAUGUGGAACCCAAAACUAUGUCAAUUGGCAUCAAUAAUGUCUUUGAAGUUGGAUGUGUCUCUCAGGCUUUGAAGAUUGGGGAUAACAAUGUCAUUGAAUCCAAAGCUGAUGUGGGGAGGAAUGUGAUUCUGACGAGUGGCUGCAUCAUUGGAGCGUGUUGCCAGGUGAACACAUUUGAGGUCAUUCCAGAGAACACUGUCAUCCACGGCUCAGGGUGCAUGCGUCGCAUCCAGACAGAGAAACCACAGCCUCAAACUCUCCAACUUGAUUUCCUCAUGAAGAUUCUUCCAAAUUAUCACCAUCUUAAAAAGACAGUAAAAUCUGCCAAGAACUAACCUCAGAAACAGGUUUGAUGAAGAGCACAACACCAAGAGUACUGUAUCCCUCUUACGGAGAAGAAUGGAAUGAAAUGGACCUGGCAGCUGGACUGAUAGACUGUGCUCUGAAAUGAUUGUGUCUUCAGGAGUUCAUGGAGUAGGGCUACAGUGAUAUCACUCAUUAUUCUAACAAAGUUUUGGGCUUUGUGCGGACUCUUUUCUUGAAGUGUACUGAACGACCACCGAAGCAGUAACAUCAACAAAGGUAGUUUGAUAAGAUUGAUUAUCACUAAACAAUUUUCACUACUGGUGUUUCCAGCCUUAUAGACAUUCCAGGCUAUUAUUUGUAUUAUUUUGUUGUCAUUACAUUAUUUUUGUUAUCAUUAAAUUAAGAUCUGUGUGACAUCUUUUUA
This is a messenger RNA of Clupea harengus (Atlantic herring), 1046 nucleotides long. Its product is annotated as dynactin subunit 6. Gene Ontology annotation, biological process: mitotic spindle organization. Gene Ontology annotation, cellular component: dynactin complex. Lineage: Eukaryota; Metazoa; Chordata; Actinopteri; Clupeiformes; Clupeidae. The record is from RefSeq and is a predicted model, not a curated record. Gene Ontology annotation, molecular function: dynein complex binding.